AUGGCGACAGCAAUUGACCAAGUACGCGAGAGUGCACAGCGAGUAGUGGAAAGCGGUGCGAUAAAAAUUUCAGACGAAGCAAUAUCGACGCUGCUGACGGCAAUAAAUCCUAGCACGUUUACCAAGCUUUCAAAUAACCACGGCUACAAUCUACCACUCAAGUACUCAUCUAUUGAGGAAGAAUUGUGUAUCGUUGGUCUGCUCACCGCCCUCAAUUAUGGCAGUGGAUAUCGAUCAAUUCUGCACAAACACACUAAAAUGGGUGCAUUUGAUAAUAUUAAAAGGUUUAUUCUCGCUCUCUUCCUCUCGAAAGACAGCGGUUUCCUCACUGCCGAUGGCCUGGCAAACUUCACGCUUGACCACACAAUUGAGCUGAUGAAUAUAAAUCCAUUCAACGAGCACCCGCAUCCUACACUCCCAGGUGUCGUAGUAGGCGAGAAGGAUGAAAUGGCGUUCGAGUUUAUAACGCUGGUAAUGAGCACACUUAACGAGAUAGGCAGCACCCUCCAACAGCUAGGUGUUGAUUGUUUCGGCAGCUAUCUCAAACAUACCUUCUCCAAAGCGAACGAUGCCAACGAUGUAGUCAUGGAGCUCGUCACUCGUUUCGACUGCUUCCGGGAUGAAUAUGUUGUUAGUAUCGACGAUAAGCCCAUCACCGUGAAGCUGUACAAAAAGGCCUUGCUUAUGGUAGAGGUAGUUAAUACAGUACUCAAGAAACACUCGCUCACUCCCGCAACCGCCAAAUUGCCCAUUUUCGCUGAUAACGUUAUACCCUCAAUGCUGCUGCAUUGGAAUGUGAUUGAGAUUCCCGAAAAUAGCGAGAUAUUUGGUGCAGAAGUUAGACACGCUUUCAGUCACACAACUGAGAAAUACGAGGAGAUGGUCGAUGGAUUGCGCGAAGAGCAGAAGAAAGAUUUACUUGGCGAGAAAGUUGCUGGUCCUGCUCUAACCCCCCUUCAAGCGUGCAUUCUGCGUUCAUCCGCCGUAGAAGCUAUAAGAAGAAUGUCUGUGCGUAGUACGGCCACUGAGGUCGAAUAUGACGGCUUUAUUUGGUCUGUCAGUAAGCAAGGCCAAUAUAGGUCUUUAGUCCGUUUCUCAGAAAUACGAACAGUGUAUUAUUAG
This is a messenger RNA of Wallemia ichthyophaga EXF-994, 1122 nucleotides long. RefSeq lists its product as uncharacterized. Lineage: Eukaryota; Fungi; Basidiomycota; Wallemiomycetes; Wallemiales; Wallemiaceae. Gene Ontology annotation, biological process: tRNA modification. The record is from RefSeq and is a predicted model, not a curated record. The transcript has 2 exons. Bases 1 to 1122 code for a protein of 373 amino acids.